CAGAAAGUGUUGAGACCAAACUGAAUGUGUUUCUCAGUCAUGGGGAAAGUCUUCUUGUUCGUUUUGGUCACUUUAUUUCUUCUGAACACGACGCAGACGCAAGGAAAGAAGUCCAGCCGGAUCAAACGAAACAGCACUGGCAGCAUCAACCCGAGGACAUUCAAAGGAAGCCUGAUUAACAUCUCGUUUUCUUCUGACAAAAUAGCAGAGAUGCAAACACCACCGUGCUCCAAUGCUGUUGUGUUAAACAGCAACAACACUGCAGUUUACCUUCAAGGGCCUAUAAGCAUCUGGUUCAUCCCUGCCAUCUACAUCAUAUCCCUGGUCGUCGGCAUUCCUGCUAAUAUCGCCAUUUUGCUCACCGUUGGAACUAAAGUGAGGGUCAUAUCAUCUGCCAUUUUAUAUUGUAGCCUGGCGGUGUCUGACCUGCUACUACUGUUCAGUCUCUUCCUCAAGACGCACUAUCAUCUCAACGGAAACAAUUGGAUAUUUGGUGAAACUGCUUGUCGCGUUACAACCGCUUUCUUCCAUGGGAAUCUUUACUGCUCUGCUUUUACUCUGGCCUGUAUUAGCAUUAAGCGCUACAUAGCUGUGGUUCAUCCGUUCUUCUAUAAAAGUCUGCCGAAGCGUUCAUUCAGCGCUUGGGGCGGCUUGAUCGUUUGGAUCGUUUUUAUCGUCACGCUUUUGCCUGAAUGUUUAGUAAAACAAAGCUACCACAUCAUGCAUCUGGGAAUAACAACAUGCCAUGACGUCCACCCUGAUAAUAUAGAGUACCGGUGGCUUGAGUAUUAUAAUUUGGGCUUGACAUGCGUUGGUUUUUUUGGACCCCUAGUGGUGACAAUAGCUUGUUACGCCUCUAUCGUCUGGCACCUGAAUCGCUCGCACAGAGACUGGGCUCUUUAUAUUAGAGCGAGCUCGUUGAACUUUGUUAUUUUCGUCGUGUGCUUCGGUCCGAGCAGCUGCUUUCACUUCGUGCAUUAUUUUCUGCUGUCUUUGGAAAUUACGGAGAGUUUCUAUAUGUACUUCAGCGUGGCUGUGUGCUUGUGUUGUCUGCAUAGUGCCCUGGAUCCGUUUCUGUUCAUGGUCAUGUCCAGGACAGUCAGAACAAAUCGGUAUUUCCUUACGCGCAAGGGACCUGCACUUAGUAUCUCUACAUAAAGUCAACAUGAAAUUUCGUCGUGGAAAACACUUUACUCUUGUGUGCUGUUUAAUGCGAACUGGUUGAAACAAUUAGUAUUGAACUUGUUUUAAAGUCAGCGUGAGCAGGAAGUUGCUGAGACUUUUAUUUCAGUAUGUUGAUGCACUUCUAUCUGAAACUGAAUGUUCGGUAGGGGCCGGGGCUUUCUGUUUGCGCAUAAUUCCCUCAUAGCAAACUAAUGGUUAGAGGGGCGUGGCUAAGAGUAUCGUAGCCGUCAAGCUGACGUCAACAGAGAAGGACUGCCGCUCCAAAUUGCAGAAGCAAAUGGUCAGAAUUUGAUUGAAAAUUACCAAAACAAACUAUUUUUUGGUGAAUCAACUUGCAUUUAUUAAUUGUUCACCUAAAGAAUUACAAUGAAUAGCAAAAUAGACAUAGUAAAUUUAGUAAAUUCAGUAAAUUCCACAUGGAAAAAAGACUAUAAGCACUUAUAUUUUUGUUCAAAAGAUUUAUUUUGAAGCAAAUUAGUGAUUUUAGGGAUGCACCGAAAUGGAAAUUCUAGGUCGAGACUGAAAAUACUAGAUGCACAAGGCCAAACAUCGAAACUGAAACACGUUGUAAUAAUUAUUUUUUAUUUUAUUACAUAAUCUACAGUAAAUCUUUUCGAAUUGGCCUCAAAAACUUAAUUUAUACACUGUAAUAUGAACUGUAUUUUACUGUAGGACAGUUAUGCAGUAUGUUAUUGUAUUGUAAAGUUGCAUUGUGAAAAUUACGUACAUUAAUACUGUAAACACAUAUAGAGAUAUAAGAUAAAUGAUGCUGGAAAGGUAAAUACAGUAUUCUUGCUGAUUUACAGUAAGUUUCUGGGGAACUCCUGCCAGUAAGAUACUAUAGAUUCUACAGUCUACUUUAUUAAAAAAACAAGCUAAUGAAAUAACCACAUUUUUUGGCAGUAAGAUUUUAUUGACAGUGAAUUUAUUUACAGUUCCAGAAGCAUAAUUUUAUCAGCAUUGCCACGACAGCACGGUAGCAAUUGUAAGCAGCAGAAAUAAGUAUACCACAUAGAAAUGCAUUAUUUGAGCGUUACUUAAAUGCAUUAUUUGCUUUUUCGGUGAGCAUGUGCGAUUCAUUCAUACAUGUACAUGAGCUAAAAAUCCCCAAAGCAGAAUAUUUAGAUAUUUUAAACUGGCUGACUUCAUACAAACUAGCUGACGGUGUGGUUUGGUUGAACCAGUAACAAACUGCACUUGUGCAUUGCAAGCCAUUGAAAUGAAUGGGUUUCAUAGCGCAGCAUUUUCUGCAUCUGGUGUGAAAGCUGAUUCACAUCAUGCAAUGACUACAACCUAUUUCGUCCUAUAUUUUGCCAGUUUUCUCUUCCGGAUGAAAACCAAAUAUGCCAUGUUCGUCAAUAAUUUUGGUGGCCGAUAAUUCAAUGCAUCCCAAGUGCUUUUAUUUAUCAAAGGCAAAUUAAAGACACAGUAAACACAUAUAAGAAUGUAACAAUUUGUUCUAUUAUUUAAAAUAAACUCUGGUCUUUUA
Messenger RNA from Danio aesculapii, 2674 nucleotides. Its product is annotated as proteinase-activated receptor 3. The transcript has 2 exons. Lineage: Eukaryota; Metazoa; Chordata; Actinopteri; Cypriniformes; Danionidae. Bases 25 to 1158 code for a protein of 377 amino acids. Gene Ontology annotation, molecular function: thrombin-activated receptor activity. Gene Ontology annotation, biological process: positive regulation of Rho protein signal transduction; blood coagulation; thrombin-activated receptor signaling pathway. Gene Ontology annotation, cellular component: membrane. The record is from RefSeq and is a predicted model, not a curated record.